This is a messenger RNA of Trematosphaeria pertusa, 1338 nucleotides long. RefSeq names its product acyl-CoA dehydrogenase NM domain-like protein. NCBI's taxonomy places the organism in Eukaryota, Fungi, Ascomycota, Dothideomycetes, Pleosporales, Trematosphaeriaceae. The record is from RefSeq and is a predicted model, not a curated record. Gene Ontology annotation, molecular function: oxidoreductase activity, acting on the CH-CH group of donors; flavin adenine dinucleotide binding. The transcript is spliced from 3 exons. The coding region runs from base 1 to 1338 and encodes 445 amino acids.
AUGGCGACGCCGAAGAAAGCGACCCUCAUUCCCUCAGUGAUGGACCCUCAAAAGAAGGAAACAUUUGGCAACCUCGGUCCAUGGGCAGAGCCGUCGUGGUACAGCUCCCUCGCCUCGCCGUAUUACAACGAAUCACACAAGCGAUUGCGCAAUGCGCUGCGCGCCUACGUUGACGAGGAUAUCAAGCCGUAUAUGCUGGAAUGGGAAGAGAAGGGAGAUGUACCCAAGGAAGCGCGUUUGAAGUGGGCGCGGUCUGGAUUCGCGUUCACGGACGUCCCAGGGCCCUACAGGCCGAGAGACGUACCUGGCCCGGCGGGAAUACCGGUUGCCGAGCUUGAUGUCUUCCACCUUAUGAUCCAGACGGAUGAAAACUGUCGGAUUGAGGGCGGCGUGGGCGGUGCGCUUGGCGGCGGGAGUGUGAUUGGAGUCCCGCCCAUUGUGCAUCAUGGCACAGAGGAGCAGAAGAGGAAGUGGCUACCUGGGCUGUUUACGUGGGAGACGAGUUUCUGUUUGGGCAUUACCGAGCCAAGCGGUGGUUCUGACGUUGCGAACCUCCAAACCACGGCGAAGAAGACGGCCGACGGAAGGUACUACGUCGUCAACGGAUACAAGAAGUGGAUCACGGGCAUGCCAUGGGCUACACAUAUGACCACGGCUGUGCGCACCGGCGGACCUGGGAUGAAAGGCAUCUCCGUCCUGGUCAUUCCCGCGAACUCAAAGGGCCUAACACACCGACGCAUACCCAACAGCGGACAAAAGGCAGGGGGUGCCAGCUUCGUCGAGAUGGACGACGUGUAUGUGCCCGUCGAGAAUCUCAUUGGCAAAGAGAACGAAGGCUUCCGCAUCAUUAUGACCAAUUUUAAUAAGGAGCGCUUCAUAAUGUCGGUGGGCUGUAACCGCAAGGCACGGACUUGUCUGUCGCUUUCCUUCGAAUAUGCCAACAAGCGACAUACCUUUGGCAAGCCUCUGAUCGCAAACCAAAUCAUUAGCCACAAGCUAGCAACAAUGGGACGCUACGUGGAGAGUCACUGGGCAUGGCUGGAGCAGCUCGCAUACCAUAUCCAGCAGUCGCCACUCGCCUGGCAGGACCCUGAGAUCGCAGGCCAAAUCGCUCUGUCGAAAGUCCAUGGUGGUCGCAUCCUCGAGAUGGCGAAUCGUGAAGCGCAACAGAUCUUUGGUGGUGCGGGCUAUCAGAGAGGCGGCACGGGAGCUGUCAUUGAGCAGAUGAGCCGCGAUCUCAGAAUGAUGGUCGUUGGCGGUGGCAGCGAAGAAAUCAUCGCGGAUCUAGCUGUGAGGCAAGAGACGGCGCUGGCAAAGAAGCGCGGCUGGAAGCUAUAG